Molecule: messenger RNA, 2660 nt
Organism: Drosophila sechellia
Lineage: Eukaryota; Metazoa; Arthropoda; Insecta; Diptera; Drosophilidae
Exons: 1
Coding region: 432-866 (144 amino acids)
Source: RefSeq, a predicted model, not a curated record
UAUAGAAAACAGGGGAUAGUCACAAGUAUCUGGGAUGCAAUACACUGUAUCUAUGUAUCUAUACAACAUAUGUUGCCCUAGCCCUGUUCCAAAUUGGAUUUACUGUGGUAUUUAUAAAUAAUACUGCAUAAAUGUAAUAUAACUAAGGAAAUGGAAAAAAUAUAUAAGUCAUAAGUAUCGCACUUAUCGAGAAAAAUAUCUGAGUAACACAUACAUAUCUGCCAGUGAAUCUUAUUUGUUUGAGGUUGAGUUUUUUUUUUUUUUUUGUUUGAACAGCUGCCAAUGCUCAUAGGGCAUUUACGAUAAGAGGUAACAAAAUAUAUCUUAGAAACUUAUUUUUUGCUAGGCUAAAAAUGUGAAUAUGUUUGGGAACAACUCAGUUAUCACUGAGAAGUCCGUCGCCCCUUUGAGUUAGUAAACCCAAUCGAAUCAUGACUGAGUACAGUUCCCAGAGCCAAACUGAAAGUGAUAGCGAUGAGGGACCGGAACCGGAUGUGGAGCAGGCCAGGACCCGGGGUUCCUCGGAUGAUCUGACCAGCAACGAGUGGCUGAGCCUGCACGGAUUUCCAUCCGGCACCGAUGACGAGUUGCUGGCCAUUUUCUCUCGCUUCUGUUCGAUGAACUCGCAUCGCAAAAGGAAGAAUGGUCUAGAGCUGGGAUUCGCAUCCGCGGAGCAUCUGCAGCUGGGCGUUCUGAUGGCCAAGCGUCUGGUGGUGUGCAACAUGCAGAUCCAGUGGCAUGUGGGUCGUCUGGAGGAUGAUCCAUCCCUGAAUCCCAAGCCUUCAAAGGAGGAAGCCCGUGCUUCGGGCGGUGGACUGGGCGUUUUUGGCAAAUUGCGAAGGGCAUUUGCCAAUUACUUUCACUAGCAUUACCAUUACUAUUGUUCAAAGAAAUUGUUGCAGUCGUUUUUUGAUUCCAAACUAAGGAAUUUGCUAUAUUUGCUAAUACAAAACAUUCAUUAAUUACAAGCUAAGUCUUAUAAUUAGCUCGUCCCACGAUAAUUGGCUGCGAAAUCUUAAAACUUAAAGCAUUCAAUAUUACACAAUAGGGGUCCUUGGGGAAAUUGUUCCCUGUGGGUGGAAUGUAAUUGCCGUUCAAGGCCAGAAAAUUAAAUGUGAUUUCCACCCACAUAAUCCAUUUAAUUAAGUGCGACUAAAAAUCAACAUAACGUGCAUUUGCCGUUCAAUAUGGUAAUUUAAAACCCAGACAACAAGUUGCUGAUCACAUAAAAGUCUUGCAAACCCAGCCACCCCAUCCAAAGCCCACCCCCAACCCCCCGCAGGCGCCCACAUAAGGUCGAAAAUGAAAUGGAAAUUUUUCAGAGAGCAAAAAUGAAAAAAAAAAAUAAUAAAAGCCGCCAUAAAUAAUAUGCUCAUAUUGCGGACUCUUCAAUUAAAACUCAUUAACAUAAUGGCCUAAAACAGCACUCGACUAACUGUCGGCUGAAUGUGACAAAAAUAAAGCAAUAACAGUGGCGGCGACUGCUAUUCGUGCUAAGGGGGGCAGGGGGUUCCCAGAAGGGGGGUUGUCUGCCUUCAAAGUAAAUUUACUUGUCAGUGUCGACGCGUGUAAUUUAUGCAAAUUUUAUGCGCACACCACCAAAAAGCAAAGCACCAAAAAAAAAAGGAAAAAAUACAAAUUUAACUACAACCAGCGAAAAACAGACAAAGACGGCAAAAAAAAAUAAAAAACAAGAAAAUAAAAGCAUUAAACGCAAAGCACGCAGAAUUGUUUUUAUUUUUUUUUUAAGGCGGAGGGGUGUGUCGUUUUCAUUUUAGUUUAUGGCGACAUAAUUAAAAUUUAUACGACUUACAGCCCGUAUUUACAGGGAACCAGCACCCCUUUUGAAGUACAGUAAUAACACCGCGAUAGGUCGACUUAUGUAAUCGACCGGCAUUAGAUUUCUGUAUCUUAUCAAAUAUUUUGUAACACUAAUCGAAUAUGACGUGCAGCCUUAACUAUAAAAGUGUGUUCCUUGAUAACAAUUUUAUUAAAGAUAUUUUUUUUCGACGCAUUGAUUUAUCUAGUGUCCACUGCACUUAAAUGGGCAGCAAAAUAUGGGCUUACAUACAUACAUAUAUUGGGAAAUCCCAGGUCUUCUCACAAUUGCUCCCUCCCUUUCUAGCACUCCUCCUUUUUGGGGUUCACCCUCCCCCCCUCGCUCUAUCACCUGGCAUCUUUCGCCGUGUGUGGCCGUGUCAGUCGUUCUCGCUCACUCCACUGCCCUAUCCCCCUCAGUCUCGCAUAAUUCUUUCAAAUUCAAAUCCAAAGCCAGACAAUAACAACACUAAAUUAUGAAGGAGAAGACUGCAGUCCUGCUCUCUCGCUGCUCAGUAGAAUACACAGAAAGAUAUGAAUGGGCAAACUCGUUCUACUAACAAGAUAUUAACCAAUGUUUUUAUAUUCUUAGUUAAUCUGCUAUAGCUGUAAAAACAAUAAUUACUUUAUAUUCGCAAACAUCACUGCAUACCGCAUUGUCACCCUUUUUUUCUCAGUGUAUCGUGGCUUUCGUUCCUCUUCGUCUGUUGCUGUUUGUAAUUUACCUGCCAGCCAGUUGUUUUGUUUACCUAUGAUGGCAUUUCCCUCUUCACCGGCUAUCGCUCACCUUUUCCCCUGGUCCUUGUCCUUCGCUCAUUCCGUCCUCGUACCCUUCGCCUUUA